UGUUGUGUCGCGCGCCGCGGUCUGUAGGUGAAGAGGCCGCAUCGGGAGACAAAAGGUUCUGCUCCGUGAUCUGAUCUGGAUCGUUCCGGGUUCGGGAUGUCUCCGGCCGCCACCUUCCACGCGCAGCUCGCCUCCAUCAUGGAGGUUCUGGCCAACACGGCGGUGGCGGAGAUCUGCGAGCUGGUGGACGGAGGCUACGCGGUGCUGCAGCUGGAGAUCAGCCGGAGCCGCAAGGAGAACGAGGUGCUGCGGAGGAAGCUGCGGCUCCUGGAGCUCCGAGCCGCCCGGACCUCCGCCCUGAGGGCCGCCGUUAACGGGACCGGCGCGCUGCUGCCCGCGAGCGGCCGCCCUCGAGUUCAUCUGCUCGGGGGCUGCGAGCCGAGGAGGCUCGCGACACCCACAGACGAUGGAGCGAUGUCGAAUCGCUCGUCCAAUCAGGACCGCGGUCCCCCAUCGGACCCGGGACAGGAAGUCGCGUUGCAGACGCUCCCCGCAGGUGAGACGACCGCCGUGAUCAAAGUGGAGGACGACGAGGACGAGUCCUGGUCUCAGACGGAGCCGGACCGAAGUUUUUGUCGUGUUGCUGAGGGACGGACGAUGGAGACGGACACUUCGUCCUCGCAGGUCAAACAGGAAGUGGCGGGCGAUGAGGACGGCGGUGGGAUUUCGUGGACGAGCAGCGAAGUCAGCUCCACCUCCACCCAACACGCCCUGAACACCAGUCAGAGACGAGACAGCGGAACCUAUGACUCUCUGGUGUUCGACCUCCAGCACAUGUCCCAGAAUCCCGCGGGGCCAGAGACCGCCGGCUCCUCGGUUCAGACCCCUGGAGGGAACGAUUCAGGCGGCGGCUUCGGAUUCAGCCGCGGCGAGGGGAGUCAACCUGGAGGACCCCCGGGAGGACAGAGCGCGUUCAUCCGGAGGGACGGGUGGCGUCUCCAAAACCGGGUCCGCAGGGACGCCACCAGGGGGAGGACGUUCAUCUGCAGCUGCUGCGGGAAGACUCUGGCCUGCCUCAAGAACCUGAAGACCCACAUGAGGGUCCACACGGGCGAGAAGCCGUUCAUCUGCGCGCUCUGCGGCAAACGCUUCUCCGACUCCAGCAACCUGAAACGCCACCAGAGCGUCCACACGGGCGAGAAACGCUACGGCUGCGUCCACUGCGGGAAACGCUUUGCGCAGUCCGGCUCGCUGAAGGUCCACAUGAGCGUCCACAGAGACUGCAGGCAGUUCCGCUGCUCGCUCUGCGGCAAGACGUUCACGUCCGGGGGACACCUGAGGCGCCACGCCGCCUCCCACGCCGGGGAUUAA
This is a messenger RNA of Nematolebias whitei (Rio pearlfish), 1311 nucleotides long. RefSeq names its product zinc finger protein with KRAB and SCAN domains 1. The transcript is spliced from 4 exons. Gene Ontology annotation, biological process: regulation of transcription by RNA polymerase II. The record is from RefSeq and is a predicted model, not a curated record. The coding region runs from base 97 to 1311 and encodes 404 amino acids. Gene Ontology annotation, molecular function: DNA-binding transcription factor activity; RNA polymerase II cis-regulatory region sequence-specific DNA binding. Lineage: Eukaryota; Metazoa; Chordata; Actinopteri; Cyprinodontiformes; Rivulidae.